Messenger RNA from Neoarthrinium moseri, 1680 nucleotides. RefSeq lists its product as uncharacterized. The record is from RefSeq and is a predicted model, not a curated record. NCBI's taxonomy places the organism in Eukaryota, Fungi, Ascomycota, Sordariomycetes, Amphisphaeriales, Apiosporaceae. The transcript has 7 exons. Gene Ontology annotation, biological process: amino acid transmembrane transport. Bases 1 to 1680 code for a protein of 559 amino acids. Gene Ontology annotation, cellular component: membrane. Gene Ontology annotation, molecular function: amino acid transmembrane transporter activity.
AUGGCUUCUACGGGAGUCGACUACGCGGGCGCAGCCCCGGCGUACGGGAGCGACAAGACCGGCGGGGAUGCCGAGAAAAAUGCCUUCGGCCGGCCGUCCAGCAUCGCGGAGUCGGUGCACAUGGGCAAGGUUGACCAAACCCACCGAAAGCUUAAGAGCAGGCACAUCCAGCUCAUUGGAAUCGGUGGCACAAUCGGUACGGCGCUCUAUGUCCAGAUUGGCAGAAGCUUGCUUCAGGGUGGCCCAGCGUCUCUGUUCAUUGCCUUCUCAUUAUGGUGCAGUGUCAUUCUGGCUGUAACAAUUUCCAUGGCCGAGAUGGUGACUUAUCUACCAAUCUCCUCACCCUUCAUUCGAUUUGCCGGUCGGUGGGUGGACGAGGCAAUUGGGUUUGCAACGGGCUGGAACUUCUUCAUCUUCGAAGCCGCGAUGGUUCCGUUCGAAGUCACUGCUUGCAACCUGAUCAUUCACUUCUGGAGUGAUGCUGUUCCCGUUGGCGCAAUCAUUGCCAUCACCAUGGUUUUGUACGCCUUGAUCAACAUCCUGGCCGUGAAAUGGUACGGCGAAACCGAGUUCUGGGCCGCUGUGGGCAAGGUCCUCCUUAUUGUCGGUCUUAUCAUCUUCACCUUCAUUGUCAUGCUUGGAGGAAAUCCGAUGCAUGAUAGAUUCGGGUUCCGAUAUUGGUACGAACCGGGUGCUUUCGCCGAGUGGUAUCACACGGGAGAUCUAGGCCGUUUCAUGGGCUUCCUCCAGUGUCUCAUUCAAGCGUCGUUCACCAUUGCCGGACCCGACUACGUGUCCAUGGCUGCGGGAGAGGCCGAGAAUCCCCGUGGGGUGAUGCCGAGAGCCUUCAACGCCGUGUUCUAUCGUCUGACUGCAUUCUUCAUGCUCGGCUCUCUGUGUGUCGGCAUUCUGGUCCCGUACAACGACAAGACGAUGAGUGAUGCUUUUAGUAACUCUGCUCCUGGUGCUGCAGCUUCGCCCUAUGUCGUCGCGAUGGGACGUUUGGGAAUACCGGUCCUGCCUCACAUUGUCAAUGCCCUCGUACUCACAGCUGCGUUCAGCGCAGGCAAUAGCUAUGUUUACUGUGCAUCUCGAUCAUUAUUCGGCAUGGCACUUGAAGGCAAGGCGCCUGCUAUAUUUACCAAAUGCUUGAAGAACGGGGUGCCCAUCUACAGUGUCGUCUUCGUCCUCCUCAUCUCGCUUCUCUCGUUCCUCCAAGUCAGCUCAAGUACCGCCACUGUCCUGAGCUGGUUUGUCUCCUUGAUUACUGCAUCCCAGCUGAUCAACUACUGCGUCAUCUGCGCUACGUACUUAUGCUUCUACCGGGCGGUGCAUGCUCAAGGGAUCGAUCGGAAGACACUCCCAUACGUAGGGAAACUUCAGCCGUACGCUGCGUGGUACGCGUUCAUCGCAACCUUCGUAAUGGCUUUCGUCGGUGGCUACACCGUCUUUUUGCCUGGGAGAUGGGAUCUGUCAAGCUUUCUGUUCUCUUACAUGAUGAUCUUCAUCUUCCCUGUGCUCUUUAUCAUAUGGAAACUUAUUCACAGGACGAAAUUCCAUAAGCCGGAGGAAGUCGACCUGAAGCAAGACCUGGCUGGAAUCGAAGAAUACCACAGGACUUUCGUAUCGCAGCCUGCAAACUCUAUGUUUGAAAGGGCAUUGGACAAGGUUUUCGGUUAG